This is a messenger RNA of Closterium sp. NIES-67, 1595 nucleotides long. Lineage: Eukaryota; Viridiplantae; Streptophyta; Zygnematophyceae; Desmidiales; Closteriaceae. The record is from the annotation of a GenBank genome assembly.
CACAACAUCGCUCCAUUUUCACUAUCUUGGUUGCAACACCUAGUGGUGUGUGCUUUCGUUGGAAGUCUUCCAAAGCUAAUCGUCUGCUAAUUGUUGAGUCGCAACUUCGAGCUCCGUACAACAGCCUUUGCCUAUCUCGAGAUAAAUAUCGGCAUCACCAAGGUAGACAGCGACGCUCCAACAGCUACGAUGUUCCACAUAGCGACUUCGCCGAGGAGACCAGCCAUGGCUGCCAUCUCACUCUCUCUGCUACUCAUCUCAUCCAUCAUCCCGUACCAGGCCCACGCAACCAGCGCAUCCGCGAUAACAUCAGGUCCCGUUUUAAGCGACAUCGAAUUGACGCGGCUUAAAAUAUACGAGGGGGUGCUACACCAGAUCGCCAUGCAUAACUUGCAGAAGACCCUCCCCGGGAAAAUCGUCACGCUGCCGCCUCCCCCGUUCUCCAACAUGACCUUCCAAAUGGUCAUCCUAGACCGCGCGUUCCUCGUCGAAAAGGGUUACAAGUUUCGCGAGUUCGCCCUGCCUCCGGGUCUCGCGAUCGACAGCACGGCGAAGCAGGUGGCGCUGAUCUACAACAACCUCCCCAACGACACGGCGCCAUUCAAGCCCGCCGACGACGGCCUCGAGUUCAUGCCGUAUUUCGCGGGCCUCAACAUCGUCGCGUAUCCUCCUGUCGCGGCAGCAGCAGGACCCGCUACCAGCAAGACGAUACAAGUGACGGCGCCGGCAGAAACACCCAUCAAGGUCACGUUCCCUACUCCAGUCACUGAUCCAAAGUACCCUCCGCAAUGUGCGGUGUUCACCGCCUCUGGCGGGCCUGAUUAUGUGACCACGACAGCGAACGCCGCCACGAAUACGAUUGCCUGCGAGAGCUCUACUCUCGCGGAAUUCACGCUUGCUUCUGGCCCCUCCGUUCCGCUUCCGCCCACACCUCCUCCAACUCCUGCGCCCACACCCGCGCCCACCGCUCCGCCCUCGGCUCCCCCAGCGACUCCGCCCACACCUCCCCAGAAGCCCGUUCCUCCCCCUCCUACUCCGAAAACUCCGCCCACCACCCCCAAUACAACCGUCCCAGAUAACAGAAGCAGCGGUACAAGCAGCUCGGCCAACGCCGCUAGCAGCACAAGCACCGCCAGCACCCCGAGCAGCAGCAGCAGCGGCAGCAGCAGCAGCAGCAGCAGCACGAGCGCGGCGGUGUACAUAGCGAUUGUGGUGGGAGUGCUGAUUUUCAUCGCGCUAACAGUGCUGCUCGUCUGGUGGUGGCGGCGCGCCAAGAAGCAGAAGCAGCUGGAAGAAAUGGCGCUCGCGGCGGAGAAGGCGGCGAGCCUCGAGACGGCUCUCAUUGGCUCCAGUCGCACGCCCGCCGCGGGCUCUCUGCGAACAAAGGCGAAACUGGAGAACGAAACGUUCUGAUCCGUGUGCGACGCCAAGUGAACGCGCUAGAGGCUCUUGUAAGCCGCCUAGAGUAAAGCUGCCGUUGCCUUGCUUUUUAUAGGGUAGUCUCAAUAGAGUCAAACGCUGUGAUUUUGACUUAGAUACUCAGGCUGGUAGUGCUAGUGAAUACAUUGAAUCUGACAACUUGCCCAAUACUUUUU